CAAUUCUUAUGGCUUACAACUUAUGUCAUCAGCUGAUAGCUCAUUGUAGAAAACUCAUUAUAGAAAAUGGCCUCUACUAUCCGAACGUGUUUGUUACGCUCUUCUGGACUUUUCAGAUAUUCGUUAAAAAAUGUUCCACUCGUGAGCAACGAUGCACGUUACUUAUUUACUAAGGUCGAUCCUUCGCACCUACUGAAGACGCACGUCCCUUUGCUAUACGAUACGAAGAAUUCGACAUUCUUCGUAAAUAAACCUGCGGAAGAAUUGUGGAAAGGCGUGACGAGUGUUAGCAAUGCGGGAAGGCGCAGAGGUAGAGCGAAAGGCUUGGCGAGAAAGAGAGAUUUAAACAAGGGUCAGAUUAUCGGCGUGGGAAAAAUUCCUAUACAAUUUCCUGGCCUCAAUACUCCUGUGUUUCGAGGAAGAGAACUCGUUCAACAGCAAAAGUUACCCGUGGAUCCCGAAAGGCAGGAAAGACUCGCAAAGCUACGGCAAAGUUCACAGACUAGGCCAAAACGGAUAAAAUUAUCACCAUUGGAACGUGGUUGGACGAGCGCCCAGAUGGGUGGUCGAAGGAUCGGACCGCCCGAUCCUAUUGGAGAAGAUACCUUUGAAGGCUUUGAAACUUGGGUAUUGGAAAGCAAAAUGGUAAAUUGUAUGACUGGUAAUCUAGGACGUAAAAGCAGAUUCAGUACAUUUGUCAUAACGGGAAAUGGAAAUGGUCUAGCUGGAUUUGCACUGGGAAAAGCACCUGCUCAAAAAGCUGCUAUAAAGAUGGCUAAGAAUAGGGCGGGUCUAAGGUUAAUGUAUAUUCCUAGAUACAAGGAACAUACGGUGUUACAUGACUUUUUCACACAAUUUGGAAACACAAAGAUAUUUGUUAAGAAAAUGCAUCAAGGUUACGGACUCGUCUGCCAUCGUGCGUUAAUAGCAUGUUGCGAAGCGAUUGGCAUAAAGGAUAUGCAUGCCAAAGUAGAAGGUUCCAUAAAUUUACAGCACAUCGUAAAAGCUUUCUUUAUCGGUUUAUUACAACAGAAAUCGUAUCAACAACUAGCGGACGAAAAAAAACUGCAUUUGGUUGAGUUUAAAUCGGAAAACGGGAAUUAUCCAGUAGUGAUCGCUUCACCAUCGGAAGUUAGAAAGCCAGAACAAGUGGCGUCCCACGAGAUCCUCGAUUUUACUCAAUAUGUUUUGGGUGGUAAAGUAACAUUGGAAAAAAAGAAAAAUCCGCCAUUCUACACGAAACUUCCAUCUUGGAAAAACAGAUUGGUAAAGCUGGAACGAAGAAGGCAUUUUGAUGAAACAAAAAUAAAUCUAAUGGCAGAGUAUGGAGCGUUGCAUAGUUUUCUAACUGAAAAAUAUCCAGAGGCUAAGCUGCGACCUAAGCCGAAGCGAAGCGAAAGUAAUGAAACGGAGGAAUGAAGGGUAUACUCUAUCGAUCAUUAUAUUCUAUACGUGAUUCUAAAUAAAGUUUUUAGAUCAGCCCCUGGAAAAA
Solenopsis invicta (red fire ant) is the source of this 1492-nucleotide messenger RNA. It is a transcript of the gene mRpS5, whose product is annotated as 28S ribosomal protein S5, mitochondrial. Gene Ontology annotation, cellular component: ribosome. Lineage: Eukaryota; Metazoa; Arthropoda; Insecta; Hymenoptera; Formicidae. The transcript is spliced from 6 exons. The coding region runs from base 67 to 1419 and encodes 450 amino acids. The record is from RefSeq and is a predicted model, not a curated record. Gene Ontology annotation, molecular function: RNA binding; structural constituent of ribosome. Gene Ontology annotation, biological process: translation.